UACAUAAGGACAAAAGUCAUUUAUAAUGGAUAAUAACCAUUAUUCUUGUAGGAUUUAAAUUUUCCAAGAAUUAUGAAUGAGUCGAUGUCAGUGCUGUAGUUGAUUAUCUGAUGUUCAGUUCGAGUUUUUAUUCAUUCUUUUCACUAUAUUUAUUUUAUUUUUUGGCAUUCAUAUUUGGUAUCGAUUAAUGAUUGUUUUGUGCGAAUAUUCACUUAAUAUCAAAUUAUAUGGAGAAUACUUAUAUAGGUAGCCUAAUUUACUUUGAAAUUAAUCCAUAAGAAUGCGUUUUUUUUUUUGAAGAGCCCAGGUUCAAGUGACGUAUUCUAAAUUUAAUAAUUUAAUUUGCUUAUUUGAACUGAUUAAUGAGUUGUAUAAGCCAUGUUAAUAUUAAUCUAAACAAUUAAUGAAACCUUAUUCUUUUGAAAUAUUAGUUAACGACUAUAUAAAUCGAAUCUCUUUAUUCCUUAUUCUAAAUGGUAGGUUCCAUCACACAGGUUUGAGGAAUAUAUUGUUUUUUUUUGUUUUUUUUCUUGGUGUGUGCGUGAGUGUGUGUGUGAGUUUUCCAAUGACGGUUUUUGAAUUUAGCUUUUUUACCAGAUGUUCCACCAAUUCUCUAAAAUACGAGUACACAUAUUUCACUCAUGAUGAAUAAUGAAGAAGAUAACUGUGUGCUAUUGAAUAGUAUUGAUGAAGUUAAUCUCUCUCAUAUUCCACAAAGUAAUAAUUUGACAAUUCUUCAUCAAAACAUACAAGGCAUAAGCAGUAAUUUUGAUAAAUUUGUAACUUAUUUGAGCUGUUGGAAUGUAAGGCCUGCAAUAGUUGUGUUAUCUGAAGUGUGGUUGGAUACAGAUGAUCAGGUAUCGCAUUAUUUUAUUGAAGGAUAUGAAUUUUAUUCACAUAUUUCUACUUUUACUAGAGCCACUGGUAUUGUAGUUUAUUAUUCCAGCGAACUAGUUGAUUUCAAUUGUAAUUUGACCGACUGUGAAUUGAGCGGUGCGGAUGUACUAUAUCUACAGUGCGCCUUAUCAAAUUACAAUUUCAAUCUGAUUUGUCUUUAUCGAUGGCAUGGCUUUGACUGUGAUAGAUUUCUUUCAAGUCUUGACUCAGUUGUAGCUCGUUCAACAACCUGCGAUACUGUCUUGAUAGGAGACGUCAAUAUCAAUAUUCUUAUCAAUGAUGAUAAUAAAGUUGACAGCUACUUAGAAAUUCUCAGUUGUUAUGGCUUUGAACCAGUAAUCAACAUACCUACCAGAGUAACUGAAACAACGGCAACUCUAAUUUACCAUGUCUUUAUUAGAUCGCGGACCUUCACACAUUUUGUUAGGGGCGCAGUAAUUGAAACCUUAAUAGGUGAUCAUAGAGCUGUGUCCCUGACUCUCCGAUCAAAUACCAUGUCAAACAUUGAGGGUGCUAACAGCUCUGUCAGUGGUCCAGCCAAUACCUCUGCCAGUGGGUCAGCAACCGCAAAUCGAAUCUUUGUUGAUGGAGAGGACAUAAAACCAUUAAUAUUCGGUAACAUGAAGGACCUGCAGCAGGGACAGCUGUAUGACAUGAAGGCGGUGCGGAGACUUACAACUAGAUAUGGAGAGAAAAUCACAAUCGGCCUUGAAAAAGAGCAUGAAAUACUAUGAGUAUUUGCACCAUCUCAAUACACCGAAACAAUG
Molecule: messenger RNA, 1664 nt
Organism: Nilaparvata lugens (brown planthopper)
Lineage: Eukaryota; Metazoa; Arthropoda; Insecta; Hemiptera; Delphacidae
Exons: 2
Coding region: 642-1631 (329 amino acids)
Source: RefSeq, a predicted model, not a curated record